GCAUAGCUUCAGGUGCUUGUUUGUUUCGAUUGCAUCGCCGACUUGUUCCUGCAAUGUCUGUGAUGCAUUCAAAUAUUUGCUACUCUUGAGUGUUCAAUGACGACACCUUUCCACCAAGAUCGCUGAGACGUUGCUGCUGUUGAUGCAUUAAUAAUCCAGUGCGAAUGUGUCUUCGUUCUGAAUCCUUUUUAACAGGUGCGAGAAAAGUGAUAGGCAUAGAAUUGUGUGCUCCAGCCAUUGAGGAUGCAAAGCUGAAUGCGGAGAGGAACAAGAUUUCCAAUUGCGAGUUUCUCGUAGGGAGGGCUGAAGAUCAGAUCGACGCUGCUAUCAGCCAGCACGUCAAAGACGGAGACAAGUGCGUCGCUGUUGUCGAUCCACCCAGAGAGGGCUUGCACUGGAAGGUGAUCAAGGCGAUUCGCAAAUCUAAGGAGAUCGAACGUGUCGUAUACGUGUCAUGCAAUCAUGUCGCAUGGGUGGAGCAAGCUCGUCAGUUCUGUCACCCUUCGGACGACUCUCGUCACCCUGGUGAACCUUUCGAGCCAAUCAAGGCCAUCGGCGUCGAUCUCUUUCCCCACACUCCUCAUAUUGAGCUUGUUGUUCUGCUUGAGCGCGGGAAUACUCUGAAAGAAACAAAAUCUUCUAAGUUGUAGACUAUGUAUAUUGAAACUAUUGAGAAUGUAAAUGCCCAACUGC
This is a messenger RNA of Guillardia theta CCMP2712, 693 nucleotides long. RefSeq lists its product as hypothetical. Gene Ontology annotation, biological process: RNA processing. Gene Ontology annotation, molecular function: RNA methyltransferase activity. The transcript has a single exon. The record is from RefSeq and is a predicted model, not a curated record. Bases 165 to 650 code for a protein of 161 amino acids. NCBI's taxonomy places the organism in Eukaryota, Cryptophyceae, Pyrenomonadales, Geminigeraceae.